AUGCCGUUCCCGUUGCUGGAUGGUGUGGUAUUCGAAAAGAACUCUGAUGAGAUCCAGAGCGCAUUCAAGUUCGCGAUGGUGCAAUACGCUAACGCGAACCGGAGCAAACUGGACUUCAGCCUCUACGUGGACAUCAUCAACACGGCUGACGCAUUCAAACUCUCCCGACUGAUCUGCAACCAAGUGACUCGCGGCGUGGUGUCCAUGCUGGGCGCCGUGACACCGGACUCGUUUGACACGCUACACUCCUACACCAACACCUUCCAGAUACCGUUUGUGACGCCGUGGUUUCCGGAGAAGGUUUUGCCACCAACUUCUGGACUAGUGGACCACGCUGUGAGCCUCCGCCCUGACUACCACCAAGCCGUGAUUGAUACUGUCACCUUCUACGGAUGGAAGACAGCUAUCUACAUCUACGACUCUCAUGAUGGACUUCUACGUCUGCAACAACUGUUCCUGAGCCUGCAACCAGCCAACGCGACCUUCCGCAUCACCAACGUGAAGCGCGUGUCCAACGCGACCGAGGUCGUGGAUUUCCUCUCGUCCCUGGAGCGUCAGGACCGCUGGAGCAACAAAUACGUGAUCCUGGACUCGAGCACUCGUCUGGCCAAAGACGCCUUGAUUCUUCACGUCCGUGACGUGUACCUUGGACGCCGCAACUACCAUUACUUCUUGAGUGGACUGGUGAUGGAUGACCGUUGGGAGCGUGACGUCAUGGAGUUUGGGGCUAUCAACGUGACUGGAUUCCGAGUGCUGGACUACUCACGGAAGGUGGUAAAAGACUUCAUAGACAUGUGGAGACGGGAAGGGAUCUCGGCGCAAGCGGCUCUCAUGUACGACACAGUGCAAGUGCUCAUUGACUCCAUCCUGCGUCUGUUCCGUAAGAAACCUGACCUGCUCCGCGUCAUCGCCCGUCGCAAUUCCCUCCUGAACACCACCAAGACCGUGGACUGCAACCCGCAGAACCGUGACCUGCUGCCGUUCGACCUUGGCGAGAAGUUGUCGCGGACUAUCAAGCGGACGGAGAUAGAUGGCCUGACCGGACUCAUACGCUUUAGCCAGGAGGGCCAUCGACACAACUUCACGCUCCAAGUUAUGGAGAUGACUUCUGAAGGAGACAUUGUCAAGGUUGGUACCUGGUAUGACAGCGUUGGCCUGAUCCCGAUUUCUGAGCCGAAGCCCCCGUCGAAAUACAUCAACUACUAUAACCGCUCCAAGACCUAUGUGGUUUCCACGAUUGAGGAGAUGCCGUUUGUGAUCAAGGACCCCCUGAGCGCUAACCUGUCUGGUUUCUGUGUGGACCUGACGAGACUGCUGUUGGAUAAAAUGGAGAUUACUUUUGAGAUCAAAUUCGUGGUCGACGGUAAAUACGGAAAAGAGAACCCACAAGCUGCUGGUGGCUGGGACGGCAUGGUUGGGGAAUUGGUGCGGCAGGAGGUGGACUUGGUGAUAGCCCCACUCACGAUGACAGUCAGUCGGGAGGCAGUAGUGGACUUCAGCAAGCCGUUCCUGUCUUUUAGCGAGCCACAUGACCCUGAUGAGAACCCGGAUCUGAUCACCAUGUUCAGCUUCUUCCGACCACUGUCCUUGGAGGUUUGGCUACUCGUGCUAUGCAGCGUUUUCGUCGUGGGUUUAUGUCUUUACCUCGUGUCACGUUUCUCGCCGCACGAGUGGCGGCUCAUGUCGACCACUACCAACCAGAAUUUAGAGGAGGCCGACGAUAACCGGACCACGCUCGUGAACGAAUUCAGCUUUUGGAACUCCAUUUGGUUCUCUUUGGGAUCUUUUAUGCAGCAAGGUAGUGACAUGGCGCCCAGAUCCAUCUCCGGUCGGAUCAUCAGCACUGUCUGGUGGUUCUUCGCUUUCGUUCUGGUCUCAACUUACACCGCCAACCUGACUUCGUACUUGACCGUCAAUCGCAUCAACGAGCCACUGCGACUAUAUACCAAGAUCACCACUUGCCCUGAUGACAUUUAUCACGGUGCUGGCUGGUUCUCCUUCUUCGUUGACUCGAAUCAGGCUGAAACCAACAAGUCCAAGAAACCCUGCCAUAUGCUCGUAUCUGCUACCCAUGCUGGAGUAAGGGAUUUCGCUGUAGCCUUCCCGAAAGGAUCGAAGCUGAGGGAUGGAGUUAAUUUAGCCCUGCAGCAUCUGAAGAACGAGGGACAACUUCAGAGUCUGGUUCGCCGUUGGUUUCUUGAUCCACAAUGUGCCAAUGACAUCGAUUUGUGUGGUCUGCAAGGCAAACAAUUGACGCUGAACCAAAUGGCCGGACUCUUCUACAUUCUGAUCGGAGGUUUGGGAGUUUCCCUAGCAACCGCUAUCCUGGAAUUCAUCCAGCAUGGAAGGGCUGAGGCGCAAAGAGCAAAUAUAUCACUGAGACAGGCCUUGAGGGCCCGACCUGGCAUGAACUUGAGGAAUAAAGAUUUGACACCCCAACGCACACCGCAACGUGAGCAAGGAAGGCUGGAAUGGAAUGGUGGAGCUUACUCUGAGUAUUACGCGUCAGACAACCAAAGCCUCCAGGAGGAGACGGAGAUGGGCGGUAGUUUCUCACAAGUCUGAUCCUCAGCACGGGACGUUGGCGCCCGCCACUCGUCCCUCACUCGGCGGCGAUCCAGCAGC
Messenger RNA from Aricia agestis (brown argus), 2625 nucleotides. Its product is annotated as glutamate receptor 1-like. Lineage: Eukaryota; Metazoa; Arthropoda; Insecta; Lepidoptera; Lycaenidae. Gene Ontology annotation, molecular function: glutamate-gated receptor activity; transmitter-gated monoatomic ion channel activity involved in regulation of postsynaptic membrane potential. Gene Ontology annotation, cellular component: postsynaptic membrane; plasma membrane. Gene Ontology annotation, biological process: synaptic transmission, glutamatergic; monoatomic ion transport; modulation of chemical synaptic transmission. The record is from RefSeq and is a predicted model, not a curated record. The transcript has 18 exons. Bases 1 to 2565 code for a protein of 854 amino acids.